This is a messenger RNA of Geodia barretti, 375 nucleotides long. The record is from the annotation of a GenBank genome assembly. Lineage: Eukaryota; Metazoa; Porifera; Demospongiae; Tetractinellida; Geodiidae.
UUUGGCCUUGAGCACGCUGCCAACACCCAUACCGAUAAGCCAUUUGAUCUUGAACUGGCCCUUGCCCUCCUCUCGUCAGUGGCGAAUUCUGAAAGCACCGAGCUCCAGCAAAUGCUUAUCAAAUAUCUCCAGCUCGUUGACAAUGAAGACUCUGCACACGUUCUAAGUGUCGUGACCUCCACUCCAUCAGCCAACACAGAUGGCUCCACCAACAAAACAAGGACCGGAAGGGGAACCUACUGGGCCGAAAACAAUGCCGUUUACAACAUGGUCUCUUCUCUGUACACGCGUCAAAAAGAUUUGAGGGUGUACGGCUACCGCAAAAGUUUCAUUUGGGGCAAAAGUUCGGAGUCGAAAAGGCAUAUGCUCAGAUAG